Molecule: messenger RNA, 1203 nt
Organism: Ilyonectria robusta
Lineage: Eukaryota; Fungi; Ascomycota; Sordariomycetes; Hypocreales; Nectriaceae
Exons: 2
Coding region: 1-1203 (400 amino acids)
Source: RefSeq, a predicted model, not a curated record
AUGAGAUCCAUCGUUUACACUCCUCUGGAUACUAGACAACAUGGAGACCCAAACCUUCUUUGUGCCCCCCCAACAUGGAUGGAUUACUUGAUCUUCUUUGGGGCGAAUUACCUUGCGCAUGCUGUAACAUUAAUCGGUCGGCCAGGGGCGACAACGCUGGAAACCUUUGUGGAUACUGCAAAUGCGCUAUUCAUCCCUGGCUCCGGUGCACUUCGCGCGGUUAAUUUGCUUGUCCACUGUGUCUCGAUCUGUCAUCAGUCAUCUCUGGACUCGGCUGCCAAGGCAGGGGCACUCUGUAUGGUUGUCAAGGAGAAACAUCUGCCGCGUCUAUUCGUAGGAUUUUCAGGGGAGCAGAUUUCCGAGACGGGCCGUGACUGGUUCUCAUCCGCAUUUCGCAUCUCGGGGAUGCCACACAGGAUUCCUCUGAGUCGAGCCAUUUUUGGAACUAUUCAUCUCCCCGAGGGAAAAGGAUACACUUUGAUUGAGGUACCACCUCAAGUCUUACUGAGAGUCGGCGGAUCCCAUACAUCAACCAACAGAAGGCACCGAAGCCGCAGUGAAAACCAAGAGAGGUCUUCUACUCAAGAUUUUCGUGUGCCUGCAACCCGGGAUAUACCGAGGAUUCUAGCGAGCAUUCUUCAAAUCCUAUGGGGAAUCGUCACACUUUAUAAAACAGGGGGAAAUCAGAUCCAACUCUAUGGAUACGGGGCCUUUGGCUUAACCGUCGCUCCGUACGCAAUCAUGAGCUUUCUCAAUCUCGCCACACAUUUGAUGCAUCCGAACUACUCAACUAUGUAUCUUGUUCAUACUCAAGAUAUGGAAGCAGCUCAUCAUGCGGAAAACGUUCGAGGGCACUUUGCAGGUUGGGUCGCUCACGCGAAUUUAAAUGAUCACCCCAUGCCUACUCGCACUUUUCUCGUCAUUCACGGGCUCGGCUACCUCGCUAUUGUUGUCACACCUAUCAUCAUUGUCGGUGCAUUGACCGGCUUUGAAUCUGGGACUAAUGUAAUAAUCCGGCGAAGUUGGAUCCUCGGAUGGCUUAUAGUCGGCUCCGCUUCCUCACCAUGGGUUAGCAUUUUCAAUGCUGCGAACCCGAUAAUUCGUCUUUUGGUCUGUUUCCCAUUAUGGAUCCCUGCAAUAGGCGGAAUGGUGGUUGUCGGGCAAAUGCUUAAUGAUUUUGGGAUCUGUAAACGGUUGGAUUAA